Messenger RNA from Hymenoscyphus albidus, 276 nucleotides. The record is from the annotation of a GenBank genome assembly. NCBI's taxonomy places the organism in Eukaryota, Fungi, Ascomycota, Leotiomycetes, Helotiales, Helotiaceae.
AUGGAUGGACAAGAAAAACUCGUUGAAAGAUUGAAUGAGUAUGAGGAUGGACCAAGAGAUGAAGCACUUUUCAGAAAUGAAGGUAAGUCUGGCUGGUUAGGCUCGAGGAUAUAAUAUUGGUUUGCUUGGAUGUAAUCCAGAAAGAAUGAUUGCCCCAAACGUCUCUCGCAAUCUGCAGAUAUUGGGUAUACACAGACGAGUUAUGGACAGGAAGAGAUUUUCAAGGGGUUCAUGGGCCUGUUAGGUUUUAUGGCUGAUCAGAUGAUGUCACGGUAA